UUUGUAAAGGUUGUACUGUGACAGUGUACCCCGGGAUAUCCGAGUGAUCUUAUCUGACGUCUGGUCUGCUUUCUCGGCAACAUAGACGUAUCUCAUUCUUCAUCUUAAGGAAACACACAGGGAAAAACAAAACAAAACAAAACAAAUGUUUACUAGAGAGAUAGAUUUUGAAUCUGUGGGUCGAAGUCUUCAACUGAAGCAAGAAGUAGAAGGAGAUGUUGGAUGUGUGGUGUGGGAUGCAGCCAUCGUCCUGGCAAAGUACUUGGAAGUUAGAGAAAAAGGCAAAAGAAAACUCCUAAAGGGAUCAAGUGUGGUUGAGCUAGGAGCUGGGACUGGGUGUGUUGGUCUUGCUGCAGCCCUCUUAGGGGCCUCCCAUGUCACCUUAACAGACUUGCCUGAGCUGCUGCCACUGCUAAAGAUCAAUUGCGCUCAGAACACACCAAAUAUUCAUGGUGUGGCAGAGGUGCAACAACUGACCUGGGGCAACACUCAUCAAAUACAAGCCAUUGAAGUACCUGAUGUCAUCCUUCUGGCUGACUGUAUUUAUUAUGUCCUUGGAGCCUCUUGUGUCUACUGUGAGAUCUCUGAGCAGCAGCACCACCACUGUCAUCAUGAGUUAUGAACUGCGCACUGAUGGAAACAAGCCUGAGUUGCAGAGGAAAUUUUUUGACUUGAUGGAAGAAUAUUUCACAAAAGAAAGAAUUCCUGAGCAAGAACAUCACAGCACAUACAGAAGUGAAGAUAUUUUAAUAUAUGAGUUUAGAAAAAAAUAACAUUGAUACACUUUAAAUAAAAAUUAUUCUCAUGGAUUAGUUGGAUCAGGUAUUGUGAAAGGUAAUGAUAAAAUUCUUAAAGGUUUAAUGAAGUUGAUUAGUUGCUCAUACACACAUUUUCUUGCAUUUGAAGACAGGCUAUAAUAGAACUUUAAAAGAAGAUAGGAACAGGGGAGGCAGUUGUGAACAGACAUUCAUGUGUUGCUAGCCAACAUCUUUGGAGCACUUAACAUUCUGCAGAAGGUUUACGCAAGUAUAGGUACUCGUCCAGAUUGACAAUAUCAACAAUGUUCUACACUGUCCGGAUUAAUAAGCAAAAACAAAAUCUGUUUGUGUUUACUGUUCAAGCAGCCACCAGUGUGCUUAGUGGAUCAUCACUAUUGUUCAUUUCAUAAGGCUCUGCUAACCUACUGACUGUUCUCCAUUCUGCAUGUUUUAGUUGAUCUGUCCAGGCUGAUACCUGGACAGUCCUUAACAAAUAUUUAUUCUGGGUAGCAACUGGCAGAACAAACUUACAGUGAAUAAUACAAAUAAUGGUGACUAAGCAUCAACUUCAGUCUGAGCUGCCUAGAUGACAUCACAGUUCCUUGUCUUCCUGCCAAAACUCAUCCCACCACUCAGUGCUCAUGUGGCUGCCAUCCCAUCACUUGGUGCUCAUGUGGCUGCCCUGAGAAGACAUGAUUGAAUUUUUUUACUGAAUGUCUCAUGAUUUUUCACCUGGGUGAAUGGUUUUGUUUUUUUACAAAUAUUAUGGGGUAAGUAAAGCAAUUAAUACCUGACACUAUUUCAGUGGUCAUUAGUCUGAAGACUGGUAUUAAACAGACCAGGGAAACAGCAGACCAAGUUGAGAUAAAUGAUUGCACUGUGAGACAAUAUAUCAGACUGGUUUAAAAAUGUCCUGAGAUGAAAGGAUUAUGCAGUGAUAAGAAAAGGAAUCAUUGAUUGAUUUCUUUGUAGAUUUGUCAGAUUUUAUCUAUUUUUUCUGAAUAUGUGUUUUAAUGUAAUUUUGUUUUUGAGAUGUGGUAUGUAUGUAUGAAAGUGGGAAACAGGCAGUCACCCAAACUGACUAUGCCUUGCAUCUUAAAAACCUCCAUACUGUAUUGUACCUUGUGGUGGGGUGAGUUCACUGCCAAUCAUAUUAUUGAAUUUCUCUACUAAUCUCAUUCUGAAAAGAAUAAAAACAGAAGUACUAGUUA
Molecule: messenger RNA, 1969 nt
Organism: Scylla paramamosain (green mud crab)
Lineage: Eukaryota; Metazoa; Arthropoda; Malacostraca; Decapoda; Portunidae
Product: protein N-lysine methyltransferase METTL21D-like
Exons: 4
Coding region: 146-622 (158 amino acids)
Biological process (GO): peptidyl-lysine methylation
Cellular component (GO): cytosol; cytoplasm
Molecular function (GO): protein-lysine N-methyltransferase activity
Source: RefSeq, a predicted model, not a curated record